UAUUGUUUUUGAAGGUUUACACGGACGACUUUAUGUCAAGAACCAUGGUAUAUGGUAUGUAGUGUGUUCUCACAACGUUGCAAGUAUUGAUUUACAGUAGUUGAAUACAUCUACAGUUUCCCCAUAUGCUGAGACAGUCAUGACAGAGAAACAAAUUCCUGUGAUAGACAUUGAGCCACGGGUAAAUGCCUCUUCAGCCAUUCAACCAGGCAUAAAGAACAGCCUGGGCUGGUCGCGUAGCGACAACUCUUUUAAAUUCGACUUCAUCACUAAGGAUGGAUCUUCCGCUCAUACGGACAUAGCUGUCCGCUUGCAGGAAUCUUCCCAGCGGGUCCACCACACUGGGUCAACUGCUAUUACUGAACAGGGUUCUGGGUUUGCAUUCAAUUUUAAAAUCCCUGAGGGAACCGAAGAAGAGAUGACAGAUACAGUAGCGGCCCUCCCUUUAGAAGUGCCUGCCUCUGACUGCAACAAACCUACCAAAGAAGACAAGCCUCAACAGAAUGAACCUCACGCUUCCUCCAAAGCCAAGAAAAAGAAGAAAAAAUCUGGGAAUAAGAAAAAAACAACAGAAAGCACAGAGCAACAGGAGGAACAGACAAUCUGUUCAUCCACAAUAUCAGAGGCUCGUGGAGAUGAAGGAACAGCGCUGUCUGCAGAACAACAGUUUAAGAGAGAGCUAGACUGGUGCAUUGAGCAACUGGAGCUGGGAUUGAGCACACAGAAAAGUACAACCAAACAGAAAGAGGAGGUUUGUCGAAACCUCAAGACUCUACGCAGCUCCAAGGCUCCUCUGGCCAAGAAGAGGCAAGUGAUGAGGGCCAUGUCUGGAGACUACCGAAAGAAGAUGGAGGACGAGAAGGACAAGCAGUUCAAACUCAUCCAGGCUGCGAUGACAUCAGCUAAAGUGAAAGCAGUUAACAAGGGGGUUGAUAAAUCAGUUUUUCACCGGAAAGCAGACAGCAAAACAGAGACUCUGAGUAAAGCUGAAAAGGAUCAACAGGUGAACACAGGUGUGCAGGACGAAGAGGAGACCUCAUCUUUUGUCUUUACCCCUGCGAAGGAGGAGUUCUGCUUCAACUUCCUUUAGUGAGUGCACUGCAUGGGGAAAUUAUGGCUAAAAACUCAAAUAAAAAGUCUAAAAUAACCCUAUUUUAAGGGCAAUGGAUUGUAUGAUUACAAAUGAGUUGUAUUGUUGCAACCAAUUAAGUUUAAAUAAAGGAAUUGAAAUUC
This is a messenger RNA of Hypomesus transpacificus, 1233 nucleotides long. It is a transcript of the gene c13h8orf33, whose product is annotated as chromosome 13 C8orf33 homolog. The transcript has 5 exons. The record is from RefSeq and is a predicted model, not a curated record. NCBI's taxonomy places the organism in Eukaryota, Metazoa, Chordata, Actinopteri, Osmeriformes, Osmeridae. Bases 140 to 1090 code for a protein of 316 amino acids.